Alosa alosa (allis shad) is the source of this 1982-nucleotide messenger RNA. It is a transcript of the gene chad, whose product is annotated as chondroadherin. NCBI's taxonomy places the organism in Eukaryota, Metazoa, Chordata, Actinopteri, Clupeiformes, Clupeidae. Gene Ontology annotation, cellular component: plasma membrane. Gene Ontology annotation, molecular function: protein binding. The transcript has 5 exons. Bases 528 to 1610 code for a protein of 360 amino acids. The record is from RefSeq and is a predicted model, not a curated record.
GAACUUAGGAAGGAGAAGAUGAAGGAGAAAAAAACCCCCAAGCCUUCAGUCCUCCCCUUGCAGAAGAGUGAGCGAGGGAGCAGUAUAAAUAGUGCUGCCUCCUUCACUGCCCUGCUGUAUCUUCAAAAACUCCAAAGAGAAUCUUUUUUUUAGCACUGCCUUCCAUUUCUCUCUUUCUCUCCCUCACUCAUUUACACUCUCUCUCUCUCUCUCUCACACACACACACACUCUCUCUCUUUACAGCAGUCUGUCUGAGGUCUCUUGAAGCCUCUUUUUCGUUUCUUUCAGAGCUGAGACACAGUCGCCGUCUUCCUCUUCUCUCACUCACUUGCUUUCCCUCCAUCUUUUGCUCCGUUAAUACUCCAAGGAUCCUUUCUUUAGACGUCGACUGACCACCUUGCGCUAUAUCAUCCUCGAGGCAAGCAGUCCGGCCAUCAACGGUCACUCGCAAGAACCAGAGAGAAGGUAGGCGAGGCCACUCCAAACCGAGAACACACACACACACACACACACACCGUCUGCCACCAUGCUGUGCGUGAAGUUGGCCUUUGCCAUGGCGCUCCUUGCGCCCGCGACGCUGGCGGGUCCCAGCCAGUGUCCGAGCCAGUGCCAUUGCCACGGCGACCUGCAGCACGUCAUCUGCGACAACGUGGACCUCAAGAAGAUCCCUCAGGUGUCGGAGACCACGCGCCUGCUCAACCUCCAGCGCAACAACCUGGGCUCCCUGACCACCGGCGGCUUCGCCGAUAUGAAGGGCCUUAUCUCGCUCCACCUGCAGCACUGCAAGAUCCAGGAGAUCGCCGGACAGGCCUUUAAGGGGCUCAAGAAGCUCAUCUACCUCUACCUGUCGAACAACGAGAUCUCCUCCAUCCGGCCGGGUGCCUUCGACGACCUGGGCGAGCUCACCUAUCUGUACCUGGACGGCAACCGCAUCAGCGCCUUGGCCAAAGGCAUCUUCGCGCCCAUGAUCAACCUGUUCAUCCUGCAGCUGGACAACAACCAGAUCCGCGACCUGCCCCCCGGCGUCUUCGCUGGCGCCAAGGACCUGCGCUGGCUGCACCUGAGUGGCAACGAGAUCGCGUCCGUGCAGCCCGGCUCGCUGGACGACGUGGAGAACCUGGCCAUCCUGCACCUGGACCGCAACAAGCUGAGCACGUACCCGCUGACCGCAAUGAGCAAGCUGAGGGUGGUCGAGGAGCUGACCCUCUCCAAGAACCCGCUCACCUUCAUCCCAGACAACGCCUUCCGCAGCUUCGGCCGCUACAUGGAGAAACUGCACCUGGACAGCAUGGGACUUCAGAAGUUUGCUGACGGAGCGUUCAGUGGGGUGACUGCACUAAAGACUCUGUACUUAAACAACAACAAGCUCAAGUCCCUCCCGGGCAGCCUAGAAUUCUCCACCAUCACCAACCUGACCCUGGACAACAACGCCUGGUCCUGCACCUGCCAGCUGACCAACCUCCGCAAAUGGAUGGAUUCGAGCCGACAGCGACUUGACGCCGUUUGCUCUUCGCCCUCCACCCAGAGGGGCAAGCAGAUCAGAGACAGCAACGUCUUCAGCCGCUGCAAAGGCAAAUCAAAGAGGGCCAAGAAGGGAACCCGCCAUUAAGCAGGUUGCUUUAUUAGCAUGACUGUAAGAGGUUUAGCGGAGAGAAGAGAGAGUGGAGAAGGUACAAGCCUGUCCAGGUGAUCGGCUACAAUGAAGAGGAACAUAAAAAAAAAAAAAAAAACAUGGAAGCAACGCUAGACCUGCUACUUUGAGACUGUCCAUUUCUUACACUUUACAAAACAUAUAAAACACACCAUCUCCUGGCAGCAAUGCAUGUAAAAAGUACACAAAGUGUUGCAAUAAAUGUAAAACAUGGGGUCAAAACAGAUUAAUGUAUUCCUGGUAGACAAAUUAAUCUAUAUUUUUCAAUAUUGUGUGCAAUUAAUAGGAAAUAGAGUACCAGUGACACACACACACACACACACACACACA